AUGUAUGGAGGUGGAGGUACACUGAAGACCAGACCACAGGCUCACAGCAGCUCUCAAUUCAGUUUGCGUGGAGUUGUGAUGAGGAGUGGUGUGGCGUUCUCGUCUCCUGAUCGAUACAAGGUGGCUCCCCGCAGCGCGCUGGAGCUUCCACUGAUGGCGGGCAAGAAGCCGGAGCCCACGCGAGGCGUGGCGUGGUGCAAGACUAUGCUGCUCACCUUCAACUGUCUCUUUCUGGUGGUGGGCCUGGUCGUGCUCGGUAUCGGUGUGUUCGCGGCCGUCGAGCUCGACAAAUACGUGCGCAUGUCACCAGACUUCGCCGCCACGGCGCCCUACAUCGGCAUCGGCGUUGGCUCUCUCAUGUGUCUGCUGGCGCUGCUCGCUUGCUGCUGUGCUGCCAAAGAGCAGCCAAUCCUACUCAUCGUCUACGCGGCCUUUGUGUUGGCGGACUUGGUGACACUCGUGUCAGCGGGAGUGUCUGGCUGGACUUUCAGGAUGCGGGUGCUGGCGAGCUACGAGGAGGGCUUGGCCAGGGCCUUCACUGACUACGGCCGAACUGUGGACAUCACCAGAGCCGUCGACAACCUACAGAGCUCGCUGGGAUGCUGUGGCAUUUACAACGCUAGUGAUUGGGUGGCGAUGCCCUUCGGACAACGAAACGAUCCUCCCUUUCCAGCAUCCUGCUGCAGCCAGCGUCACAACUCUAUUUGCGUCCUGUACAAUAGGGGCUGUUACCUCACAGUAGUGAAAUUCCUGCAAGAUAAGAAAUUCCCUUUCUUCAUCACGGGGAUGGUAUUCAUUGCCGUCAUGGUGGUCGGGGUGAUGAUUGCGAUGUGUCUCUCUAAGUGCAUCACGUCGGCCAAAGCCAAGUAUCUAUGAGGGCACGCCCAACUCGAUCCGCCAAGACCAAGACCUCCUCAAUCAACAGCCACUGCCAUCCGACCCACCCACACCGCACCACCGAAGAAACCCAUCAGCCCCAUUCCUGUACGAUCAGCAAAUGCAUCUUGGUCCGGAACCGAUCCGCGUCCCACUCGCCCAGCUCAGACAACUCGGUCAG
Hyalella azteca is the source of this 1057-nucleotide messenger RNA. RefSeq names its product tetraspanin-7. The transcript has 7 exons. The coding region runs from base 1 to 876 and encodes 291 amino acids. Gene Ontology annotation, cellular component: membrane. The record is from RefSeq and is a predicted model, not a curated record. NCBI's taxonomy places the organism in Eukaryota, Metazoa, Arthropoda, Malacostraca, Amphipoda, Hyalellidae.